AUGCAAUAUAAAUAAUACAUUGAUCCAUACCUUAGCAAACAAAUUAACAAUCAAAGACCAUAUUUGAAUUCACUUAGAAGUCCUAGUUUUCAUCAUCCUAUAUAAAAUUGUACAUUCUUUUAUUAUUUAAAGCACUUUUGUGUUAAAGUAUCUCUGAAUAGAAACUCAAGCUCUCCGUUGAUCAAGAGAGCCAAACCAAAUUAAACAAUAUUGGACAAUCCCAAUGGGAGAAGUAUCUCCAUCAUGCCUAAACACUAGGAUUGGAUCCAAAUUACCAAAAAGAGUUUAACUUCAAUAUAAAGAAAUCAUUAAGCCUAAAUAAUUUGAAAUUAAUCUUUCACAACCUCGAAUUCAUAGUCCCAAUCUAAACUAAAGAUUUAAUAGAUCUUUCUAUAUGGGUCUCUAAGAAAUUAAUUCAUAAUCACUCAAAAGACCACUCUUGAAUUUAACUAGUACUGUUAUUAUGGUAUCUUAUAUUUAUGUUAACUUAGAUCUAAGAUAGCACUUAAGCAACAUCUGAGUUACAAACCCAAAAAAUAUAAUAGAAGUUUAGGCAUAAUUUCAUAUUUCAUUAUAUAAUUGGUACAGGAGGAUUUGGGAAUGUUUGGAAAGUUGAAUCAAAAAAGACUAGAAUGAUUUAUGCUAUGAAAGAACUUAAAAAAACAAAGUAUAAUUUAUAGACUAUUGAGAAUUUUAGCUAAAAAAUCUGUUAAAUCUGUUAUGAAUGAAAAAUAACUGUUAUAAAAACUU
Messenger RNA from Paramecium sonneborni, 750 nucleotides. Lineage: Eukaryota; Ciliophora; Oligohymenophorea; Peniculida; Parameciidae. The record is from the annotation of a GenBank genome assembly.